CCGCGUGUUCCUAAACUUUUGCAUAUUGUUAUCAAAUCCAUAUAGUUUAAAUUUAGUUCUCUUCAAGGUAAGGAUUUGAAAAAUUCAUAUGCAAAUAUUUUUUGUAAAAUGUAUUGUUUUAAUUCUUCAGUUCAAAAUUUACUCUUAACCCAAUUAAGUAUCAUACAUUCUAAUAAUCUAAUUUGUAUUCCGAAGUUUAAGGAUUGGAAAGAAAAGGAGGAAUUGGCCACAUCGACACGCUAUGUCCAACAUAGAGGAUGUAAAACCAAUAUGGACAAAACUAUCACUACCAAAUAUUUCUGCCAUCGGUCUGGAGCAUUUAAAUCAAAAGGAAAAGGAGAACGUGCGUUAAAGAUAACUGGAUCUUGUAAAAUUGAUAAAUGCUGUCCUUCUUUUAUAAGAACUGUUGCUGGACCGAUUAGUGUCGAAGCAACAUAUUGCAAGACUCACAUAGGUCACCAAAAUGAAAUAAGAUUUCUUCCUAUUCCAACUGGUGUUCAAGAAAAAAUUGCUGGUAUACUUGUAUUUAUUUUUGAGAUUUACUCUUACCAGGUGGAGUUGAACAUGGUCUAAUAUAUUAAUAAUAAUUAAUAUUGUACUUUAUUGUUUUUCUCUGUAAUUAUUCUGUUUUUGUAUAUUAUUUUAACGAUUGAUUGUU
Myzus persicae (green peach aphid) is the source of this 658-nucleotide messenger RNA. RefSeq lists its product as uncharacterized. Lineage: Eukaryota; Metazoa; Arthropoda; Insecta; Hemiptera; Aphididae. Bases 109 to 573 code for a protein of 154 amino acids. The transcript has 3 exons. The record is from RefSeq and is a predicted model, not a curated record.